This is a messenger RNA of Oxyura jamaicensis (ruddy duck), 2336 nucleotides long. RefSeq names its product methionine sulfoxide reductase B3 (gene MSRB3). The transcript has 9 exons. Gene Ontology annotation, biological process: protein repair; response to oxidative stress. Bases 209 to 835 code for a protein of 208 amino acids. Gene Ontology annotation, molecular function: peptide-methionine (R)-S-oxide reductase activity. Gene Ontology annotation, cellular component: cytoplasm. The record is from RefSeq and is a predicted model, not a curated record. Lineage: Eukaryota; Metazoa; Chordata; Aves; Anseriformes; Anatidae.
CGCUCCUCCUGGCGCUGGCGGCCGCCGCAGGAGCCGCAGGAAUAGAAUUUCUUCAUGCUGUGUUUUUAAAACUAUUUUUGGAUAAAAGGCUGAGGUUUUCUCGUAUAUUCCUAAGGAUGUUCUAAAUACGAGCACGACACAAUUCCUGUGAUCAAAGCUCUUGCCCCUGUUCUUUGCCUCUGGUUUUGUUGGUGAGGAAUUCACAGUGAUGUCUGCAUUCAACCUGCUGCAUUUGGUGACAAAGAGCCAGCCAGUGGCCCUGCGAGCCUGUGGGCUUCCCUCAGCUUUCCGUAAUUUGUAUCACCAGAGACGUACUAUUACAGAUGGCUCUUCACAUGAUCUGAAAGAAAAUAAAAGGUCAUGUAGGGAUAAAAAAGACUGUAAGGUGGUCUUUUCCCAGGAGGAGCUGAGGAAGCGGCUGACACCCUUGCAGUACCAUGUCACUCAGGAGAAGGGGACCGAAAGUGCCUUUGAGGGGGAGUACACACAUCACAAAGCUCAAGGAAUAUACAAAUGUGUUGUUUGUGGAACUCCUUUAUUCAAGUCAGAGACGAAGUUUGACUCCAAUUCAGGUUGGCCUUCCUUCUAUGAUGUGAUCAGCCCCGAUGCAAUUACUCUCACUGAUGAUUUCUCCUAUGGGAUGCAUCGGAUUGAAAUAUCCUGCAGUCAGUGCGGGGCUCACCUGGGGCACAUUUUUGAUGAUGGACCUCGUCCAACUGGCAAACGGUACUGCACAAACUCCGCUUCCUUAUCCUUCAAACCAGCAGAGAAGAACAACGCCGGGGAAGGCAGCAGUAGCACCAGUCCUGCCCCGACAGGCAAAGCUGAGCUGUAGGACAGCGCAAGCCCCACGAAAAGCUGCUCUGAUCCCACACAACUUACAAGGAAUGUUUGCUAAGUUGCCUGCUACCUUAUAUCCUAAGAAUGUGUAAAUGUGUGAAGGAAGAAUUUUGCACCAUCCUUUUUCUUCCUCUCCUUUGUGGAACUGAGGCCUUGCCUGCCAGUGCAUUUCACUAUAUAAUUGGGUUGAAAAACAUGUUGACUGACUCUACAGCAUUUUUUUUUAAUAGAUUGCUUUGAGGAACCCUUAAUUCAAGAGGCUUUGGCACUAUGAGUUACUAGUUUCUCCUCAGUGCUGCGUUGCUCUAGGUUUGAACAGUAAUCCUUCUUGUGUGGGAGACAGCAGUUGUGUUUAUCUCCAGCUUAUAGGAAACUUCUGGGCAUAAGAAAUCCUGAAUUCCCAGCACAUCCAUGCUUUGUUCUGACUUGUGAGGCAUGCAGCCUUUGGUCAUAUGCAUUCAGCCAUCUCCCGGUAUCAGCCGCACCCUGCAAAAACUUGUAUUUAUGGCUGUUCCUUCCCAACUAGAAGAGAUGGAUGAGAUGCAAAGCCCAUCCUUUGGCUAAUUCCCUGCCAACAUUUCAAGGGUGUGGUUGAAAGGGUGUAAACAUUGUCUCAGCAUCUAUUUUUUCCCCUUUGUUUGGUAUUUAAAUCAAGGUUUUAACUAGUAAGGCUCACUUAUGCAGGCUACUAAUGAGACUUUGUCUUUUUCUGAGGCCUGAAAUCUGAAUGAAAGCUGAAAUCUGCAGGGGGCCAUUGUAUGGGCAAGUGAAGAGAUAAACUGGAGAACUGAAGAAGAUGCAGAAUGACACUGGGCUCUUUAUAUUGUCAAGGUUUCAGAAACAGGACAGUUUCUGCUGAAAUGCAGUUUAAGAAUGCAGCAGGAAGAGGGAGACCCUCUGGAAACACAGAGUUUUAAGGUCUAGUUAGCCUGGGUGUGUACUGCCUGCAAGGCCACAGCCUUCAUUUUGGGCAACUGCGACGCAGGACAUGAGCGAGGGGGUUGGUUUAAGAAAAAAAAAAAAAUGGAAAAAAGCCUGUCAGAACUGCAACAAUUAUCAUGUAGUGAAAUUUGCUGUCCCAUCAGGUGCUUUUCACAGCUGCUUUUAGAUUUUGUUGGAUAAGUUUGACUCGAAUCGUGUAUAAUGCCGUUCUUUAAGCUGUAAGACACAGUAUUUGCUGACACCGCUUUGCCUAUAAGUAUUGUGAGACUUAAUGAAUAUAGGAUUUACUUUUAUUAGCAAACUGCAUAACUAACAUGUUUGAAUCUAAUUUUAUUUCCAGGAGGUGCAAAACAGCCACAGAGUUUUAUGAAAGCAGGACUGAGGUUUAUAUAUCGGUGAUAAUAAACACAUUACCUAAAGUACAAACAUCCUUCAAUUAAAAUAUCGGAACUGUAAAAGCAUGCAGAAUGGCCAGAAUCGCCUUUUUUGUUGUUGUUGACAUAAGAACUGCAUGAAAAAAAAUAUACAGUACCUUAACAUAGAAUAGAUGCAAA